This is a messenger RNA of Setaria italica (foxtail millet), 1751 nucleotides long. RefSeq names its product beta-glucosidase 12. Gene Ontology annotation, biological process: carbohydrate metabolic process. The coding region runs from base 62 to 1573 and encodes 503 amino acids. Gene Ontology annotation, molecular function: beta-glucosidase activity. The record is from RefSeq and is a predicted model, not a curated record. Lineage: Eukaryota; Viridiplantae; Streptophyta; Magnoliopsida; Poales; Poaceae. The transcript is spliced from 13 exons.
GGAAGCUUUUCCGCGAGCUCACACUCUCCUGCCGCCACACCCAUCGAAGGUGGCUGCAACAAUGCUUCUUGGUCGUCUUCUACCUCCGUUUCUCCUCCUGGCAGUCGCCUCCGGUGCCUACUACGAUGGCGCCGGCCAGCCGCCGGUGAACCGGAGAAGCUUCCCUGAGGGGUUCAUCUUCGGGACGGCCUCGUCGGCCUAUCAGUACGAAGGGGGUGCAGCGGAGGGGGGCAGAGGGCCAAGCAUCUGGGACACCUUCACUCAUCAGCACGCAGAUAGAAUCGCUAACAGAAGCAAUGGGGAUGUGGCUGUGAAUUCCUACCAUCUCUACAAGGAAGAUGUGCGUCUCAUGAAGGAUAUGGGAAUGGAUGCGUACAGGUUCUCCAUCUCAUGGACAAGAAUUCUUCCAAAUGGAAGUCUGAGCGGUGGAGUCAACAGAGAAGGCGUCAGAUACUACAACAAUUUGAUUGAUGAGCUUCUGUUGAAAGGGGUACAACCAUUUGUGACCCUUUUUCACUGGGACUCGCCUCAGGCAUUAGAAGAUAAAUAUGGAGGAUUUCUUAGUCCCAAUAUCAUCAAUGACUAUAAGGACUAUGCUGAAGUCUGCUUCAGAGAGUUUGGGGACCGAGUGAAGCAUUGGAUCACUUUCAAUGAGCCGUGGACCUUCUGCUCUGUGGGCUAUGCAUCCGGCACAUUUCCACCAGCCCGGUGCUCAUCAUGGGAGGAGGGCAAGUGCAGCGUUGGGGAUUCAGGAAGGGAACCUUACACUGCAUGUCAUUAUCAGCUCCUUGCCCAUGCAGAAGCAGCUCGUUUGUAUAAAGAAAAAUACCAGGGUGUACAGAAGGGUAAGAUUGGAAUAACUUUAGUCUCACAUUGGUUUACUCCCUUCUCCCGUUCCAAAUCCGAUGUUGCAGCAGCGAGACGUCAAGUAGAUUUCAUGCUUGGAUGGUCCAUGGACCCCCUCAUUAGAGGAGACUACCCACUAAACAUGAGAAGGUUGGUGGGAGAUCGCCUUCCGCGAUUCACAAAAGAACAAUCUGAGUUGGUCAAGGGUGCAUUCGAUUUCAUCGGGCUCAACUACUACACGGGAUACUACACUAAGGACGUUCCUCCAUCCCUGAACAAGAGCUAUAACACAGACUCUCAAGCUAAUACUACUGGUGUUCGGAAUGGUUUCCUUAUCGGUCGUCAGGCUGCUUCACCUUCGCUCUACAUCUACCCUCAAGGCUUCCGUGAGCUACUGCUCUAUGUGAAGGAAACCUAUGGAAAUCCUACCAUCUACAUCACUGAAAAUGGUGUUGAUGAAGCCACCAACAACAGCCUGCCACUACAUGAAGCCCUGAAGGAUGACAUCAGGAUAGAGUACUACCACAAGCACCUUCUUGCGCUGUUAAGUGCUAUAAGAGAUGGAGCAAACGUGAAAGGGUACUUUGCAUGGUCGUUGCUCGAUAACUUCGAGUGGAGGGAUGCCUUCACGGUCCGAUUUGGGAUAAACUUCGUGGACUACAAUGAUGGAUUGAAGCGAUACCCCAAGAAUUCCGCGCAUUGGUUCAGAAAAUUCCUGCAGAAAUAAGCGUCCCGUUAUGGGAAAUAAUGGUAGCAUUUCAUACUUAGGCGCUGCCGCAUGUGUUCUGUGCCGUUUCAAGCAGUGCGCUUGUUCUUUUCUGGAAAUAAAGUGCGGGAGUUGAGCUCAGUUCAGUUCAGUGAGCAAACUUUGCUGGAAUAAUAAGAGCUAAGGGGCCCGUUUGUUA